Messenger RNA from Armigeres subalbatus, 541 nucleotides. It is a transcript of the gene ATPsynG, whose product is annotated as ATP synthase subunit g, mitochondrial. Bases 121 to 420 code for a protein of 99 amino acids. The record is from RefSeq and is a predicted model, not a curated record. The transcript is spliced from 3 exons. Gene Ontology annotation, biological process: proton motive force-driven ATP synthesis. Gene Ontology annotation, molecular function: proton-transporting ATP synthase activity, rotational mechanism. NCBI's taxonomy places the organism in Eukaryota, Metazoa, Arthropoda, Insecta, Diptera, Culicidae.
UUAGUUCAGUGGAUUUGGUGAUCUGUCAUCUGUCAGAGUGUAAGUCCGAGACGUCAGAUUCUUUCGUGCUGGUUUUGGAACUCGGAAAACGAUUGACCGAAAGCAUACAACAAUCUUACGAUGGCUUCUCUAGCGACCAAGGGUUCCACACUGGUAUCGACGCUGUUGAAUAACGCUCGGCCAAAGUUCAACGUCUUCUUGAAGUAUGCCAAGGUUGAGCUUACGCCUCCAACCCCGGGAGAUAUUCCAGCCAUCCGCGAUGGAAUCGCUCGCAUCGUUUCGGGUGCCCGCACCGGAGCAUGGAAGAAUUUGACCGUGAAGGAAGCCUGGCUGAACACCCUGGUCACUGCUGAGGUUUGCUUCUGGUUCUACGUUGGUGAAUGCAUCGGCAAACGUAACCUGGUUGGUUACAAUGUUUAAGGCCAUCAUUAAGAUAGUGUUAAGAUUCGAGUCAGUGCGGGAUAUUUGGAAGCUGAGUUGGUUCUUGUAAUAAGGAAACAAUUCUUUCGAGUCGAUAUAAAAAUAUUACUGUAAAAGCAAA